This is a messenger RNA of Athalia rosae (coleseed sawfly), 1379 nucleotides long. RefSeq names its product dehydrodolichyl diphosphate synthase complex subunit DHDDS (gene Dhdds). Gene Ontology annotation, biological process: polyprenol biosynthetic process. Bases 208 to 1104 code for a protein of 298 amino acids. Gene Ontology annotation, molecular function: ditrans,polycis-polyprenyl diphosphate synthase [(2E,6E)-farnesyl diphosphate specific] activity. The transcript is spliced from 5 exons. The record is from RefSeq and is a predicted model, not a curated record. Gene Ontology annotation, cellular component: endoplasmic reticulum; dehydrodolichyl diphosphate synthase complex. Lineage: Eukaryota; Metazoa; Arthropoda; Insecta; Hymenoptera; Athaliidae.
AUUUCAAAGGUUGAAAACGUGGCAGGUGAUAGCUGUCAAAAUUUUCAUUCGAGCUAUAGUUAUGUUGUAUUAAUUAUUCACAAAAUACCAACUAUAUAUAUAUUUAUAAUUUUACAACAAACUCCACGAAUAUUAUAAGUAGAAAAAAGAUAUCUAUAACAAAUAACCUAACCUAUUUAAAACCGCGAAUUCAUCCCACAUUCAAAAAUGUCUUGGAUAAGGGAGAACACUUUAAACUGGCUACAGCUGUUGGCUGUCAAAAUAUUAAAAAGUGGCUGCGUUCCAAAACACGUUGCAUUCAUAAUGGAUGGUAACAGACGUUACGCCAAUAGAAAUGGGGUGAAAAAAAUAGAUGGUCAUUCAAAGGGGUUUGAUAAAUUAACUGAAACUCUUCAAUGGUGUCUUGAACUUGGGAUUCCAGAAGUCACUGUAUAUGCGUUCAGUAUAGAGAAUUUUAAGAGAAGCGAAGAAGAGGUGAACUGCUUGAUGGACCUAGCGCGACAAAAAUUUCAAAAUCUACUCGAUGAAAGAGAGAAGCUUAUGGAGCAUGGAGUGUGCAUACGAGUUAUUGGAAAUUUAUCAAUCACACCAAAAGAUGUGCAGAAACUGAUGGCAGAAGCUAUGCUCCUCACAAAAGAUAACAAUCGGGCGUUCCUCAAUGUUGCUUUUUCCUACACAUCUAGAGAUGAAAUAACACAUGCAGUAAAAGAUGUUGUCAAAGGCGUUGAAAGGGCUGAUAUUUUAGCAGAAGACAUAAGUGAAAAUUUAAUUUCCGAAUGCCUCUACACUAAUCACUCUCCAGAACCUGAUCUACUGAUACGCACAUCUGGAGAAAUUCGUUUCAGUGAUUUCCUGCUAUGGCAGACAACCAGUAGCUGUAUAUACUUCACCAAAGUGUUAUGGCCAGAAUUUAGUGUCUGGGAUUUACUGGCUGCAGUAUUUUAUUACCAACGUUGUCAUCUAGACAUGGAAGCAGUGAAACAAACCAGUCAGUCUUUAUAUGUUAGGAACAAUAACAAUAGAUUGGUGAGUUUUGUCAAUGAAUUACAAAAAGAUAGAGAAAGUAUGUUAAAGAAAAUGUCACUAGGUUUAGCACAUUCGUAAUACAUGAUAAUAUUGGAUGACUAAUUUUAGAAAUGCCUAGUAAAUGUAUAUUGAUAUUGAUGAUACUAGAGUAGCUGGUUACAGCAGCAAAACCUAACUGGCAUUUAUGUUAAAUCCUAGGUUGAUUUCCUAUGAUUUUCAUCAUAAGAUGUCAGUAUUAUCAUUAUUAUAUUUAUAAUAAUAUUUAGCAGCCAUAAAAGAUUCAGUCCAGAAUCUAAUGGGAUAAAAUAUAUUUAUUGUACGAUUCAGUUAUUCAAAUAAAUAAAUGUUGGGUA